AUGGGCACCCACCGACAUGGCGUCUGUGACCUCACCCACCGGACGGCUUGCAGACGCCUCGUUUCGCUGACACACUCUCUGUCGGUCUUGCUAACCCUUGCGCUUUGGUUGGGGACAGCCUCCACGGGUGCCACUGAGGCAUGUGCAAGCACAGGCAGCGAGGAGUGCGCCACGUCGCUGGCUGCCGCCCAAACCGUCGCCGCCGCCCCGCCCUCGACCCGCUCCCAAGCCCAAACCGCCCCGCCCUCCGCCAUCCAAGCCGCCAUCGAAGCCGCCGCCGAGCCCCAGGCCUCCAGCGCCACGCCCGCCAUCUCCCAAGCCGCCGCCCUCUCCCAAACCGCCACGUCCCCCUCCUCCCAAGUAGCCUGCCUGCGCGACCGGAAACAACUUUCUCAAACUUUCUUCUCUCAAUGCAAGGCCGCCGGCAGCAGCUGCACGCACCCCGCCGCCUGCUGCUCCGGCGCCUGCUCCUCCGAUGGUGUCUGCGUCAGCAUCUCCUGUACUUGGGACCUCUCCUCCGCCUCCAGGCUGGGCAGCGACUGCUGCGCCUGGCUGGCCGGCGGCUCCGGCUGCGCCCAGGGCGGCCCCGUGGCGCUCACGCUGGAUGCGCCGUUUGGCGGCGACGCCGCCUGCGCGCACGCCUUCCAGGGCAGCCAGGCGGCCGACGUGGGCAUCGUCAUGGGGUUCGCCAGCGCCUGCAACCUGUACUCCGCCUCGGGCUACCGCCUGACCGCCGCUGGGGCGGGCAUCACCAUACGCAGCGUGACGCUGGGUAGCCGCAACGAGGCCGCCGGCCAGCCGUUUUUGGUGCGGUUCAGCGGGCCGGGGGGUGUCCCCACAGUGGACGUCAACGUCACGGGCAUGCCGGCGGAGGUGAUCGGCAGCUACGCCUUCAACGUGCCGGGCGGCGGCUUUGCGGUACCGCCUGAUACCCCGGGAUACACGCUGCAGCUGACGGGGGCUGCCGAUCCUGCAGGCGCCGCCUACCUCAAGGCGCUGUCCAACGAUCCGUGCAAGGGCGAGGGCGGUACCUGCCCCGACGGCGACUCGUCCUGCUGUGCCAGCACACGCUUCUGUGCGGGACCCGCCUACACCUGUGCGGGCUGCCGCGCCGAGGGCGACCCCUGCGGCACCGACGCCGAGUGCUGCCCAGGCGCACCCUACUGCUCCCAGGGCGUGUGCAGCCCCUGCAAAGCGCUGGGCGACACGUGCAGCGACUACGGCCAGUGCUGCCAGCACGUCGGUUACUGCUCCCAGGCGUCCUACAUGUGCAAGCAGGCAGGGUGCCUAGGGCAAAGUGAUGCCGACUUGUCUGGCCGUGCUCGCGGCUGCUGCUGGGCUGCCGGCACCCGCGCCUCGUGUUCAGUCGCCGCCACCUCCACCCUGGCCUGCCCCUCUCCCCUCCGGCACCUGCAGUGCAAGGGAGCGGGCGCCGCGUGCAGCGGGCACACGGAAUGCUGCGCCGACCCCAAGAACUCUUAUUGCACCAAUAACAAUGAGAGACAGAGGGGUGCGGGGCGGCUGCAGGCCCAGCCUCGGCAUCAGAAUCCCCACCCAUGUUGUAUCCACCGCAGUAGCAUGCCUGGAACGAUAGCCAGCCCGUCCCGCCAGCGCUCAGCCACAGCUUUACGACACGCACCCUCGAUCCACAAUUUCGUGUCUGAAUACCGCCUCCCCUCCUCUUGUCUUACAACUAGUAGCAAGACAAACAGGCACAUGUAUCCCAGAAAUCAUUAUGAAAAUCUUGAUCCAUUUUUCAAACAAAAGAAAUUAAUUUGAUGAAAUAUAGUUAAUC
Chlorella variabilis is the source of this 1795-nucleotide messenger RNA. RefSeq lists its product as hypothetical. The transcript has 8 exons. The record is from RefSeq and is a predicted model, not a curated record. NCBI's taxonomy places the organism in Eukaryota, Viridiplantae, Chlorophyta, Trebouxiophyceae, Chlorellales, Chlorellaceae. Bases 1 to 1779 code for a protein of 592 amino acids.